Messenger RNA from Diorhabda sublineata, 5788 nucleotides. Its product is annotated as alpha-(1,3)-fucosyltransferase B. The record is from RefSeq and is a predicted model, not a curated record. The transcript has 6 exons. NCBI's taxonomy places the organism in Eukaryota, Metazoa, Arthropoda, Insecta, Coleoptera, Chrysomelidae. Gene Ontology annotation, molecular function: alpha-(1->3)-fucosyltransferase activity. Bases 145 to 1413 code for a protein of 422 amino acids. Gene Ontology annotation, cellular component: membrane.
GUUUAAAUAAGAUGACCUGAGUUAAGGACUUUGAACUUGAGGAAUGUGUAGCACAUUGUGUCUAGGAAGUGAGAUGUGUAAUACGAAAAUUAUAAGAAUGCCAUUAUAAUACCGUAACACAAAUUAUAAAAACCUCAAAACCAGAUGUUCUUCAUACUGAAUUAUCUAUGCCGAAUAAAAUUAUCGCGCCUGAUUAAAUUUCUAUACUUUGCAUUUCUUUUAAUAAUUCUUUAUUUUUUAAUUAAGGUAUUUCAUUAUGAAAAGUCUCAAAAAAUUAUUUUAUGGUGGACACCUUUCAUGCCAAAUUAUGAUAGGAUAGUAAAAUGCCAGCCUGGCGGAUAUAAAUGUAUACUAAGUAGUAAAAGAGAAUAUUUGCAUGACAAUAAACUGGGUGCGUUGAUGUUUUAUGGAAGCAAAAUUCUUAAUCAUGAUUUUCCUUUGCCAAGAAACGAAAAAAUUCCUUGGGCAAUUUUUCAUGAAGAAUCUCCAAAGAAUUAUGGUCCCAUAUUGUUUAAAGAAACACAAGACUUAUUUAAUAUUACAUCAACAUUUAGCCAAAACAGUGAUUUUCCUGUAACUUUGCAGUAUUUUGGAAACUUAAGUCUUCUGACAGAUGAAAAAUAUUUUGUCUCCUUGGAAGACAAAAAUUUGUUUUUGAAGCAACUUUCGCCAGUAUUAUAUAUACAAUCAGACUGUGAUACCCCUAUUGGAAGAGAUUAUUUUGUAGAAGAAUUAUCGAAAUAUAUAAAAAUUGAUAGUUAUGGUAAUUGCUUGAAAAAUAAGGAGUUUCCAAAAGGAUUAUCAAAAUUAUAUCCCUUAGAUGUUUACAAUGAGGAAUUUAUGAAAUUUAUAGCGAAAUACAAAUUUAUAAUUUCUAUUGAAAAUGCUGCAUGUGAAGAUUAUGUGACAGAAAAAUUUUGGAGACCACUCAUUGUUGGUAGUAUACCCGUUUAUCUAGGCGCUACCAACAUAAAGGAUUGGAUGCCAAACAAGAAUUCAGCUAUUUUAGUGACGAAUUUUAAAAAUGCUCAAUCUUUGGCAGAAUUCAUAAAAUAUGUAAAUGAAAAUGACACUUUAUAUAAUGGUUUUUUAGCACAUAAAACUCUAAAGAAAAUAGAAAAUAACAUGUUGAAAUCUCAAAUUUUAACAGAUAAUCCCAUAACCGAUUUUGAAUGUUAUGUUUGCACACAUAUACAUGAACAGAUGAACGAUUACAAAAUAGAAAACAAAAAUAUUUAUAAAUGUCCAAAACCGAACCCAAACAACAGAGAAAACACUUGGGAUCAACAUUGGGAUAUAGGAAGAUGUCAAUCAAGAGCACUUAAACUUUUGAUAAGCAAGAAUGUAUCCUAUACAGAAGAAACAUUCGAAGAAACUUGGAAGUAUCUUUAUUACAACAAAAAAUGCUAUUAAAUUUGUUUAUUCUUCGACCUAAUUCUCCAUACGGAUGCUUCCAAAGCUGAAUCCGGUGUCGGUCGCGCAGUUACUACAAAUCACGAACUCUUAAGUUCUUUCCGCUUACCCUCGACGUGUAGUGUUUGCACUGAUGAACUAUACAGUAUCCUUCAAGCUUUCAAAUUUAUCUGCCCUUUCCAUAAACAUAUCACCUUAUGUAAUGACUCUCUUUCAUCCAUACAGUCAAUUACAACCAUAUUUACCGAACAUCCAAUAGUCCAAAACAUUCACGACAUCUACUCUCAUUGCUCUUGAUAUAACAGCCUUUCUCAUCUGGCUUCCAUCGCACACUGGAAUUACUGGAAACGAAUCUACAAAUCGUCAUGCCAAAGAAACCACAAAGAAUCCUCCUUCAAGUUGCCAAUGAUCUGAAAACUAACUUCAAAAACCUCAUUCAAAAAUCUUAGCGCUAUAUUUGGGGUAAAAGUACAACAGCUUUACAUAAUAUCCAACCAUCUACUUAUCACCUUUCCUUAAACUUUUUGAAUAGGAGAGAAGCUGUGAUAAUAACUCAUUAACCACACAAAACUUCCUGACGCUAUUUAAUCAGAAAGUAAUCCUCUCUGACAAAGUUGUCACGUUCCUGUGUCUGUUAAGUACAUCCUCAAGGAGUCACAUAGAGCUUCUUGGUGAUGGAGUUGUGCGUGGAGUGUUCGGGCCUGAAUCCGAAUUGGAGUUUUAGAAUUGUAUUAUGCUCGGUACAGAAGUCCCAGAUUUUGUCUUUGAUCACACGUUUAAGGACUUUACCCAGGACGCUGAUGAGCGAUAGAGGGCGGUAAGAAUCAGGUGUGGAAAUAAUAACAGUGCUGGCGGAUUUCCAGAAUUGGGGAAAGUAUGAAUAUGCCAAUCAAGCGCUAAAUAGGCCUCAGAGCUGGAGGAAGGCUGUCUCUGCCAGGUUUUCCAAUACUUGCUUGAGAUUCCGUUCCGCCCGGGAGCGGAGCUCCUCCCAGCUCGGCAAAACGACUUAACGACCUCGAUAGAGAAGGGUACGUGAAAUGGGAUGUUCUCUUAGGUGGGUUAUUCUGUGGGCGCUCCGGAUUAGGUGCUGAAUUAGGUUAUUAGUUUCUUCGGUAAAUGCUUUUAGGAAAUUUGGAUUGUUAGCUGGAGCAAAGACAGUUUUAUGUCUACAACAAUAAUCUACUAGCAUACCUGGAAGGCAUUUUCCUUGAUAGCACUUCUCAGUUGAGGAAAUUUCCUGUUGGAACCUCUCGUCUUGUUCGUCAGUCACUGCACCCAAAUUUGCUGGAAAGAAAUCCAUGACAAAUUACCCACAAAGCUUUAUUUGAUAUGAAUUAAUUUAUUGAAUCUUUUUUUUUUGACAUUUUGGUAGAAGUUGGUUUGAUGAUGGAUGAUGGUAAAAGUUUAAAAAACAGAAUAACUCGCGCAAGUCGAUAAAUUACUAGAGAACAAGCACAGGCAACAUUUGAGCAAUUCCGAAAACGCAGAUAUGGGGAGAUUAGGGGGACCUAACAUUGAAUCUGAGGUUUAUAAAGAGUCCAGCUGUAUACGAUGAAUAACAGUUCAGAAACGUUCCAAAAUGCCGCUGGAGAUAAAGGGCAUUGUAAGAAUGUAUGUAGCAAUGGUAGAUGAAUACGUGUAUGAGCAAAAAAUUUAAAACCUAAUUCAUUAUCGAAGAUUUCAAUGACUUGAGUUGUACAAACCAGAGAAAUGUCGUAAGUAAUAUUUGGUGCUUCCUUUAAAAUCUACCCUGACACUUUUUCAUGUAUACAAAUUGUUUUCCUUAUCUUCACCCCCCCCCCCCCAGUUCAUAGUAGAAUAGUGGACAGCCAAUGGCUGUUAAGCACGUAGGCUUUCUGAUAGGUCCGUCAUCCUCCACUUGAAAUUAUCUUUUGACGAAUUGGAAUAUGAUUCCUAACCAGUUGAACAGGAAAAACUGCCAGACGGAGACCGCAAGAUGCCCCUAGUGACUGAGUCAAUAAAAUCCAGUAGCUGUUCUUUCAUGAAACCGUUAUCGGGUGGUCCCGUUCGACUCACGGCCAUCUGUGGAUUCGAUCGUCUUUCUGUUUUCGCAUAGAGAAACAGGAUUUAUAAUAAUCCCUACCCUUGCAAAGCUCUUGGAAUUUCGCUAGGUUUCCCGCAGGCAUUGUUUGCGACACCUGAUUAAGGCUCAGGUACCAUGUCAACGUUUGCGCGCCCGAGGAAGGCGGUCGCUAGGCUCUCUCACUAACAUCAAGAUCCAACAACUCCUACUACUACCCUUCGUAGUUUGCAAGGAUUUUUAUUUAAUUAUCACUAAUGAGUGACAAGUCGGGUUUCAAUUUCAUAGUAUAAUAUGAAUUGGAAAUUAUAAUUGACAACUGAUUUCGAAAUUUGCUAUAAGUACUCAGAUGUUGAUUCUAAACAACUUCUCCCCAAAAAAUGUUCUCCUUAUUUCCUUCCUUAUUAGACACAAAAAAUAUGUUUUGUGGAAAAAAGUUGGAAUUUCUAGAGACCGUUGGUGAUAUUCAUACUGAAUACACUAGCUGCUUUCCAUUUACAUUUAACUGAACUGAGACACUCAGUUAUGUGAGUAUUUUAUACACAGAUAAUGACGUCAUUGUGCAGAUUGCUGGUAAAAACUCUUGGGUCUUAUUUGGGAGACGGAAAAGGAACGUACAUUAAACGACGUCACAAGUCAGAAUAAUCUGAGUUUUGAUGUUAAUGGAAAGCAGCUACUAUUCACACUUCUACUACACCAAAGGUUUGUUCUUGGUAGCUGUACUGGAACUGGGCCAGUGCAGACCAGUUCAUGAGUGUAUAGAAUUAGUUCGAUCGGAUACAAAAAACGAUUUAGUAUAGAGAGCAAUGGAGCAUUUGUUGACUGUUGUAUUUGAUGUGAUUCAGGCCUUGUAGUAUUAAGAAUAACGGAAAACAAUUUAGUACUUUUUAAUAUUUUACGUCCGAUGACGAAGAUGUAGUGCUACCGUUUCCAGAUUACAUUGUAUUGCACUGCGCUGACUGAACUAAUUCUAGACCCGGUGUAAGAAGUACAGUGAACUAGGUAAACUAGUUAUCUUGCACUGCUGCUAGGAACAGCGACACUAGCGCUGAUUCUGCUACAAAUAACGUUUUAGUGUACACUUCCUGAACUCUUUCUGCAAGUGCAGCUACCAAGAACAAACCUUAGCACUCACAAUUACAUUUUACCUUCAGUUUCUGAAGACGAUAACUUGGUUAUCGAAACUGGGGUCAGGCAGUGUAUAUUGGUGUAGUGGUAGUGUAAAUAUUGUGCUCAGUAUUCUUGAUUUUUCAAAACUUAAGUAAUUUUAGAAAUUAGUUUUUUGUCAAGCAAGUCUAAACUCAAAAAAUAAAAGAAACGAUAAUGUUUUAUCUCUUAAAAGAUUCGUUUCAUCUUUGUAGAUAGAAUCAGGACCGGAUCAAGAUUUAUAAGGCCCGGGGCUUAAAUAAUGAUAGGGCCCCCUUAAGGAAUUCAGAAACCCGGAAAAAUUUAUUAAUUAUAUCAAAUAUUUUCUGUGCAAGUAUAAUGUUUUCCAAAAGAUGGGGCCCGCCGUUAUACCCCCCCCCGGCCCAUAGCUUAAUCCGGCCCUGGAUAGAAUUAAUUAUUAAUUCACUAAUGACGCCUUCUAAAGGAUUUAAAAACUUUAAAAAAAUUAACAAAAAAAUUUGCACAUACCUAAAUAAGUUGAGAUUGGCCAAUCACUCUUUUAAUAUAAAUAAUCAAGGUCAUCCGUUUUGAACUAAGAGCGACGACUUGACAUAUUAUAUCGAUUAAACUUGUUAAAAUUAUAACAUGAAAAAUAAUUCAAUGCAAAUGUUUUGUUAGAGAAUUAUAAACGCUGCUAUAGUAACGGAGUUAUGUUUAUUAUAUCAGGUUUGACAUUACUAUCCAAAAAAUAUCAGUAUUAUUAAGACAGUUCCAUUUUAUAAAAUCUCCCGAUUAUUCACCAUUUGUUUUGGAAAAUAUUUAUGGCUACAGCCCCCAGAGAUGGAAUUCGUAUCUUAAACAAGUUAAACGAUUGCACUAUAUGCGACAGCAUACAGAAUAUAGCUCCUUCUCCGACACUUUGUGAUUUACACGAUUUAAAAAAUCAAAGUACUUCAAAUGAGUGUGUGGACAUUCAAAAUUCGAACAAUAAAAAGGAAUCACCUAAUGAAGAUUCUGAUAGUGAAGACUCCCAAGUAAGUUAUGUCGAUGACUUUGAGGAAGCUGGUGUUUCAGAUAACAGUAUAAAUGACGAUAUCCACAAUCUCGUCACGGAAAGUCGAAAUACAUUUUGCGCUUCUACUACUCACGAUGUAAGACAUAAUCGUACAUUUCCAGAUCCAGAAUUGAGGGAAAUUGAAAGAAAUAAUGAAAUAUUAAUGAAAAAAA